Messenger RNA from Striga asiatica, 1103 nucleotides. Lineage: Eukaryota; Viridiplantae; Streptophyta; Magnoliopsida; Lamiales; Orobanchaceae. The record is from the annotation of a GenBank genome assembly.
CUAAGACCCACAUCCCAGCUAAUGUCCCAAUACUCUACUUUCCAACUUUAAUGUAAUGAACUUUUAUUUUCAAUGGAUUUGAGAAAGAAAACCAUGUGAAAAAAUUGGAAAAAGUAAUUUUCCAUUUCUCAAGCCCUACAAGAUUGAACUUGAAAACCACUAUACCCACAUAUGAACUUCAAAACCAUUAUAUAAACUCCCAAACAACACACACCCACUUGAUAAAGAAGUGAUCUUUCCUUUCCAAAUAAAAAUCUGAACUUUAAAACUGAUGUACAGAACAAACUGACCCUUCAAUUCCAAAUAAAGCACUUUUCCUGAAAAUAAAAUACAAGUCUUUCAAACCCAGUUCAUGUCUUCUAGCUGCGAUUGAAGUCCGUGGUUUGAAUAGAUUCAUAUAUAUUAUUACAGGUUGAAAUGGGUUCAUCGGAUCGGCUGUUCAACAGGCAGAGACAAGUUCAUCAGAUUCUUGGAGGUGGUCUAGUUGCAGAUGUGAUUCUAUGGAGAAGGAAAAACCUUACUGUAGGGAUUUUAGCAGCAGCUUUGGCUUCUUGGGUGGUUUUUGAGAUAUCUCAUUAUACUCUGUUUUCAUUGGUCUCAAGUGUGUUUUUGCUUCUAUUAACCAUUCUAUUUCUGUGGGCAAAAUCAGCUGCAAUUUUAAACCGGCCUCCACCACCUUUGCCUCAUUUGUAUCUCUCGGAAGAAUUCAUGAAUGAAAUAGCAAAUCUAGUUCGCGAUCAUGUUAACUUUGUGUUGUUUGUGUUUGAGGAUAUUGCCCAUGGAAGAGACUCGCGUAUGUAUCUCAAAGUUGCUAUUAGCCUUCUAAUGAUCUCUUUAAUCGGGAGCCUUACGGAUUUAUUCACCUUGUGCUAUGCAUGCUUGAUUGUGGUUCUUACAGUCCCAGCUGUAUAUGAAAGAUAUGAAGAUCAAAUCGACACAUAUGUUCUAAUUUGGUAUGGAAAAUUGCAGCAGUGUUAUGCAAGAGUUGAUGAAAUAUGCAUCAGCAAAGUUCAUAAAUGGGUUUUGGAGAAGAAGAAAUUGAGCUAGUUGGGAGAAUUUUGUCCAAGUUUGUUGUUGUUUUUUAUUAUAAAUUUUUACUCUUU